Messenger RNA from Leptopilina heterotoma, 5471 nucleotides. It is a transcript of the gene FoxP, whose product is annotated as forkhead box protein P1. NCBI's taxonomy places the organism in Eukaryota, Metazoa, Arthropoda, Insecta, Hymenoptera, Figitidae. The transcript has 19 exons. Bases 1183 to 3756 code for a protein of 857 amino acids. Gene Ontology annotation, biological process: regulation of transcription by RNA polymerase II. Gene Ontology annotation, molecular function: DNA-binding transcription factor activity, RNA polymerase II-specific; RNA polymerase II cis-regulatory region sequence-specific DNA binding. The record is from RefSeq and is a predicted model, not a curated record. Gene Ontology annotation, cellular component: nucleus.
AGAUGGACGAAACGCGUAAACAGAGAGUCAACAUGUAAACAGGCCACUCCGCGAGACAAACAACGUGGGGGCCGCGGGCUGUUCACCGAGCGAGGCUUUGCUUGCUCGGGUUUUGCGUACACGUUUGUUCGUUCGUUCGUCCGCUGUGUCGGAUUUAUAGAGAGAUCUCGAGCAGAGCCGCGUCUCGUUUACCUUUUCUUACCCCGAAAAAAAGCCGGCUUUUUAAUUGUUGCAUCCUUCCUCUUGAAUUCGAAAUCGAAAUUCUCCGAUUAGUUCGGAUUCGGAUUAGUCACACUAUCUUGGAUUACGUUACUGGUAGAUACAAUACUAGAUACAAUACUAGAUACAAUAUUAGAUACAUUACUAGAUACAUUACUGAUAGAUACAUUACUACUAGAUACUUUACUGCUAAAUACAUUACUAUUAGAUACAUUACUACUAGAUAUUUUUACUAGAUGCAUUACCACCUAGUACUGUAAUUUUUUUUGUUCCUUGUUUGCAAAUUUCGAUAGAAGGUUCUUAACCCUGUGUGUUUGGAUAGUGCUGCAACACUUCGGAGGAUUUUGUUUGGGGAGGGAAGGAAAGAAAUGGGGAGUGUGAAGUGUUAGACUCUGGAGGAAGCAUUAAGUCGUGUAGGUUAGUGUGUGCUGUCAGAGGUUAGUAUCUAUUGCGAUGUGACGUGUGAAAAUAUGAUGUGUAUUGUGUAGAUUGUGUUGGAAUUGUGUAUUUUCGGGGGAAUAGAUUAUUGCAAGUGCAGCACACGCAUAAUUUAACAAGAAGGAUAUGUGUUGUUCCACGUGGAUUGAAUAUUGUGCAGUGGAUCGCUGGAGGUGUCAAGGUUGACGUAUCGUUCUUUAUGAGCCUGGCAAUUCUUGAUGAGACGACAAGAAGAUCAUUACAUAGCUCGGCACUACCAACAGGUGUACGGACGCUGCAUUACGUCAUCUCGAAUCAUCCAAUACACAGGCGUACGUAAUAAUACUUCAUCUCUCGAUUUCUGAGAAGAGGAAUGCUUGUCAGUGAUGUACAAUAUUUUCAAAUCUGAAGUUUCGUUAAAAAUGGCUUGUUGAUGGACACAUCGGCGAGAACCCGUUCGAUAACGGAUCUUGGGGGAAGGACUUUCCAGCAGUGCCCUGGCAGCUGACUCCUCGCGGCCUCGGCCGACCAAGUGACGAUGGCAUAAUGGAUCAUGACACAGACGGAGACGGCGCGAUCAACCUGUCAACGUCGCAGCGACCCUCCGCCUCAACCACCCCUAAUGGUGAAACCCCGACCUACGGACAAGAGCAACAAGACAGUGAUCAGGCGAAUUCACUAUUCGCGGCACUAAAACAGCAACAGUCUAGAGAAGCAGCGAGGGAGAGUCGAGAAAGAGAGAGACCACCUCGGAGUAGAGAGAGAGGACCAAGUGGACCAGAAAGUGAUCAGCAAGACCUCACCAUCGAGUAUCAAAGCAAUGGAAAGCUCAGUCCUGCUGGGCACACAGUAACAACAGCACCCAUGACCCAACAAAAGCAACCGAUCAUCACACAGCAGCCGCAACAACCAAGUUCGGGAGCUCUGGGGUCCCAACCCAGUCCACAUCAGAGUCCUCAAGCCCCGCAGAGGGGUUCACCACCGAACCCCACUCAGGGUCCACCGCCAGGAGGCCCGCUGGGGGGACCACCACCCUCACAAACACCAUCACAGAUGAUGCUAAAUCCUGCGAGUGGUCUGCAUCAAAUGCAACAACUUCUUCAACAACACAUUUUUAGUCCCACACAAUUGCAAUCAUUUAUGCAGCAACACACGCUUUACCUUCAACAACAGCAAAAUCAUCAGGACUCCCCAACCGAGCAUGUAUCAAAUCAGGAACGUUUUGGUUACUUUUCAUCUUUAAAAAACCAACAGCAUCAACUAGAAUUAGGUCGGAAGCAUUUGGAGCAGACGAUGCAGCAAUUGCAGGAGCAGUUGCAAUUAAAUCUCAUUCAACAAACGCAUUUACUGCAAAAUGCAGACAAGAAAAAAUCGUCGGGACCUCUUCAGCAGCUUGCUCUGCAGCAACAGCAACUCAUACAGCAACUUCAAAUGGCGCAGAGGCAAUAUCUUCUUCUCCAAGGUCACAAUCAUUCUUCGGGCUUGCAGCAAAAUGAGGGAAUGCCAACGUGGAAGACCGAAUCUCCAGAUGGAACAGAGUCACAUCAAAACAGUGCAGUUUCGAAAUCAAAUUCCGGGCUGAAUGGACUUCUACAUUCGACACUUUCGAGUCGGCGUUCGGAAGUUAAUGGAACAACUCCUUUAGAUGAAAAACCACUCGACAUCUCCUGUAACGAGAAAGCCCACCCUCUCUACGGCCAUGGGGUUUGUAAGUGGCCUGGCUGUGAAGCAAUUUGUGAAGACUAUCAAGCAUUCCUUAAGCACUUAAAUACAGAACACACGUUGGACGACAGGUCGACAGCUCAAGCCAGAGUUCAAAUGCAAGUGGUUUCACAGCUGGAGAUUCAGCUGCAGAAGGAACGCGAUCGGUUAACCGCCAUGAUGCAUCAUCUGCACGUGGCAAAACAAAUGGCUUCGCCGGAACCACCAAAGUCAUCUGAGUCGUCCACGAGUUCGAGUUUACCAAAGUUAAGUUUAUCGUCCGCGCUGAUGAGUCAACCACCGCCAACUUUUGGUGUGUCGCAAGUGUCUCCGGUGUCCAUGUCCGCAUUGGUGUCGGCCGUGAGGUCUCCUGGUGGACAAUUGCCCCCUUCGGCGGGCGGCAAUCCGUUGCCACCACUUCCCAAUAUGGCGAAUAUGACCGGACUACCACCGAUGCCCAGUCUGCCCGGUUCCAUGCCCAGCAUGGCUGGACCCAUCAGAAGAAGGAUCAGCGACAAAUCUGCUCUUUCCUUAACCGGAGGACUGUUUGAGGAGGGAACUGUAAGGCGCAGAGUAUCCGUCGAUAGAUCUGGAUUAGAUAUUAACGAAGAAAUUCAACGUAAUAGGGAAUUUUACAAAAAUGCCGAUAUAAGACCGCCAUUCACGUACGCUUCCUUAAUUCGACAGUCGAUAAUCGAAUCUCCGGAAAAGCAGCUGACAUUGAACGAAAUUUACAACUGGUUUCAAAAUACGUUCUGCUAUUUCCGACGCAACGCAGCUACAUGGAAGAACGCGAUCCGCACCAAUCUAUCAUUGCACAAGUGUUUUGUGCGCUAUGAGGACGACUUCGGGUCAUUCUGGAUGGUGGACGACGCCGAGUUCGUAAAGCGGCGGCAUCUGUCCCGCGGCCGUCCCAGGAAAUAUGACCCAACCCCAUCACCCACUCCACCCCACCUCUCCGCACAGGGUGUGCCAUCUAAAAGUCCAACGCUGACUCACAGUCCAACCAUGUAUGGCGAUGCGCUAAAUGCAAACCUACAGUAUUUCCAGGCUGCCCUGGGGGAGUCUAAUAUGGGCUUUCUGAACAACUCAAUGUGUACAUCAACAACAACAAGCCCUGACAAGGAACACGUGAUGCCCCACAGUGAUUUAAUGUCACCGCUGGAUGAACCAGUUGUGCAUAUAAAACAAGAAGGUCUGUGUCCCGAGGGUGGAAAACUGUCGAGAUUGAUAAAACGUGAACUUGAAGCGCCAACGGAACAUGAACAGGAGCAGGAUCAUGAGCACGAGGAGGACACAGUCGACGACAGGGAGUAUCCCGAGAGUCAUGGUCACGACUCAGGACAAGACGAGGACAUGGCCGAAGAUUUGUCCAUGGCUCCUGACAUAAUGACAUCUGACGAUCACAUCGAGGCGUAGUAUAUCCGCUCCAAAAACUAGAUAAUUUUCUUUCAACGCUUCGUUAACGAGAGAUAUUUCUUUUUUCAAAAAGAAGUUAAUCUCUUUCUCCAAACAAACUCAUCAUAUCCAAAAAAAAAAACAAAUGCCGCGCUCCCAGGCGCACGAAACAAUUAAAUUAACAAAAAAAAAAAAAAAAUAAAGAAGAAGAAGAAGAAAAAGAAGAAGAAGACUUUGUCAACCCUUUAAGACGAUAAUUAUUAUAAGAAAGUAAUGUCACGAAGUGUCGAGUGUCAAGGGAAUUGACUCUCGACGUGAUCUAAUGAUUCAUAUCUUUAUUCAAAGCAAUUACGAAACAACGAUGCAUAUUACAAGUACGCCUCGGUCGCAUGUAUAUUCUGUAGUGUAGCUCAUUACGACAAUUUGCUUUUCACCGUAACCAAUUCUCAAAAAAAUCAAUUUGGAAUUGUAAUUCGUUUAUUAUAAUAAUAUUUACGGUGUCGCAGCGAUGUCAAAAAAAAAAGCGAUAAUCUUAUCGACGCACUUGUCUUUAUUCGUGUUUUGAGAGUUGGAAAUUGCUUCUCGUUCGCGACAGAAGAUGUCAAUAGUCACAGCAAAAAUAUUUGUAAAUAUAAAAAAAGCUGCAUUUGGCACAAUCGUCAAAAAAAAAGCAACACAAAUUCAGUUGCUUCAUCUUCUCGAACGAUUAGCAAACCAUUUCCAUCUCAAUUCUCUCGGCUGUUUUACUCUUGUGUACACCCCGUGUACACAAAACGUUUGUAGAUAAAUAUAAAAAAAAAAUUAUUUAGUCAUUAUAACGCGUAGUUUCGACCGAAGUCAAUCUGUUGGCGUAUUCUAGAAACCAAUUUGUAUGAAUGAUGUGUCGAUGGGUACGUUCGGGAGUACAAUGACUGAUCAAGGUAGAAUUUAAGAGAGGCCGCUUUAAAUUAAUUUAAUGCCUCGAAAGAAAUAUCGUCAUCUCAUGGCUGUCAAGUUAAAUUGACUAGAGAAAUAAAAAAAUUGCUAUGCGACAUUUAAUUAGGUGUAAUAAAAAAAAAAAAAAAAAAAAAAAGACAAAUAUGCGUCGACAACGGUUCAGCCCGACGUACCCGUCCGCAGUGUAUAGAAUUCAUAAGUAGUUUCAUAUUACCGAGUAUCGAUUUAGAAUUUGUAAAUGAAAUAAUUGUCAGUUAAUUAAUUAAUAAAAUGAGACAAGACACGAGGAACGCCAUAGCAUGCAUUUUUAGCUACAAAAAAGUUAUUAUAACUUGAGUAUCAAAGACAAAAAAAAAAAAGAGCAAACAGAAACCGUUCAUUAAAGCGGUGGAUAUAAACAGUAUAAAUAAACUUAUACUAUGUAUGCAUAUACAUAAUAUAUACGUAUACGUAUUGGGAUAUAAAAAUUAGCCGUCGACCCCCCGUCCACACUCCAAAUACUCUUUUCUCUUCUCGUAUAAGUGUACUUUCAGAUCUUUCGCAAACUCGUUAAAAAACAACAACGAGUUCAACCAAAAGAUUUGAUUGUAAAAUUCCCGAUAUUCCGUUAUGAAAAAAAAAAAAUUUUUAACCACAUUUUACGAAAACUGAGAUUAAUUCAAGACUUUAUAUAUUCUUUAUGUUAUUAGAAAUUUCCAUUCACCUAUAUUAUAACUCGUUAAUUGUUUCCUGUGAUUCAGAAAAAUGUAUGUGCGUUACUUUAAAGAUUUCAAUAAAAAUUGAAUUAAAAAUAAAAAAAA